CUGUCAGUUGACUUUAGUUGUGCUUUAGGGUAGUUCGGCAAGGCAUCUUCACUCCAGGCUCCAGCACUGAGUUUUCGGAAUGACGUUGAGUUAUUUAGUGAUUGAAAUACAUGGCACUAGUCUAAGCUUGUGUUAGUGUUGGAUGUGCACGGACUUUCGUCAGUUAAAUUUGUUCAUUCCCUAUGAAUAUCAAGGGAAUCAAAGCUCCUAUUGGAAAGUGUCCGUGCAAAAAUAAUGGCUUCGUAUCGCAAGCGCAAAGAAGAAAACAACUUUGAGCGUACCUUGACUUGGAAGGUCGAGCCUUGAAAAUCAACCGAACAUUUUUCUCCCAUUGUGAACGAUUCGUUGUUUCGCCCUUGUUUUUUAUGAGCUACUUCUAUCCUGGACUUAGCUAAUUUGACUGCUCCCUGUUACAUACUGAAGUUCCCUAGACAGAAGUAUAUUUCAAGUGGAAGUGGCCAGUAGUCUAUGACUUGCAUUCGGAGGUUAGCAGGACAUGUCCAACAGUUUUCAGCAGCUGCAGCCAGCAUCGCAGCCUCCACGUAGCACCAACCCUGGCUUGUCUCGUGGAGGAUUUGGCAUGAACUCUCUCUCCGGCCAUGUUACGCCCACAUCGGGUAUGUUUCCCUCCUCCUUCACCCCUCAACAACUGUCACCCAAUCGGUCCCUCAAUAUGGGGAGCCGAAUGUUUGGGCAGCGGAAUUUCGCGGAUCGACGGACUAUGCCGGGUCUGAGUAAUUCAAAUUCCAUGGGAAGUAUGGGUAGUUUUGGUAUUCCUCCAAACCGAACAUACAGCUCACAAGGGACAAUUAACAGCUUCCAUUCAGUAUUUGGUGGUAGUGGAGGUGGUGGAGACACAAGCACUCCACCUUUACUAGACUUAUCAGAGUUCCCAUCAUUGAAUAGAGGGCAAGGAGAUACGAUGCCUCAACCUAAUCCAUCUAUGCCUGGCAAGCAACCUUAUGCAUCCCUCACACACCUGCAUCAACGAAAUUUAGAAAAAGUCCAAGUUGGAAUGGUGAAGCAACCAACUAAUGAAUCAAGUGAAUUUACAAUGAGUUCAGAAGAUUUUCCAGCCUUACCUGGCACCCAAAACCAAGAAGGCCCUUCACCAGGUGGAAGUUUGUCGGGGGAGAAAGGGUUACCGGGUGUAAUAGGCAGUGAAUUAAGUGGCCUUGAUUCCUCAAUUGGUCGAGGAACAGCUGUGGAGAAAGCAACUAAAAGAGGGAUUCAAACAUCUCCUGAUGGUAAAGUGACGAAUGUUCCUGCUAGUAUGGUGAAAGACCAGUUUGGUAUGGUGGGACUUUUAACAUUUAUCCGAGCAGCUGAAACAGAUCCCAAUUUGGUAUCAUUAGCGUUAGGGCAGGAUCUGACUGCAUUAGGGCUUAACCUAAAUUCUCCUGAUAAUCUUUAUCCCACAUUUGGGGGACCAUGGGCUGAUACUCCAUGCAGACCACAGGACAUAGACUUUCAUGUUCCACCUGAGUACCUUGUCAAUGCAAGCAUCAGAGAAAAGUUACCUCCCAUAAGACUAAGGCGCUACAAGGAUGAUCUUCUAUUCUACUUGUUCUACACAAAUCCAGGGGAUGUCUUACAAAUUGCAGCAGCUGAAGAAUUAUACAAUCGGGAGUGGCGGUAUCACAUGGAAGAAAAAGUAUGGAUUACUCAAGCUCCUGGCAUGCAAGUUCAAGAAAAAACCUCAACUUAUGAACGCGGCACAUAUUACUACUUUGACCCUCAAAACUGGAGAAGGGUUGCAAAGGAAUUCCAUUUGGAUUACAGUAAGCUUGAAGGCCGACCUCAUGCGCCACCAUCACUUCCUCCUAUGCAUCAAGCGCCCGGGGUGUCUGGUGGAAGCAUCUAGUCGAGACAUUCUAAUGCCAAGCAACUGUAAGCACAUUUUCCUGCUAGGUAGGAAGGAAUUUAUACAGGGAUUUCUUCUUCUUGUUUCAUUUAGAACUCCGUGAUACAUCAUCUUGUUCACUUGGCAAGAAAUAUGUGCGGGCAAUCACACUUGAUAAUAGAAUCGGUGCAUUUUUCUCUUGUAAAUAUUACUUUUGACUGUUGAAAGAAACAAAUUUUUCUUCUUUUUCCAGACUUGUCACUUCGAAUUUUAUUUUUAUACAUAGCAUUCAAUACUUUUAAAGAAAUUAUUGUAUAUGAUGCAAGGUGGCUUUGGAAUAAAGAGGUGUCAUCAUUGUUAUGUUUUUCUCUGAA
Molecule: messenger RNA, 2217 nt
Organism: Thrips palmi
Lineage: Eukaryota; Metazoa; Arthropoda; Insecta; Thysanoptera; Thripidae
Gene: Rga
Product: regulator of gene activity
Exons: 9
Coding region: 497-1864 (455 amino acids)
Biological process (GO): regulation of stem cell population maintenance; nuclear-transcribed mRNA poly(A) tail shortening; regulation of DNA-templated transcription
Cellular component (GO): CCR4-NOT core complex; P-body
Source: RefSeq, a predicted model, not a curated record